This is a messenger RNA of Penicillium macrosclerotiorum, 918 nucleotides long. RefSeq lists its product as uncharacterized. The record is from RefSeq and is a predicted model, not a curated record. Lineage: Eukaryota; Fungi; Ascomycota; Eurotiomycetes; Eurotiales; Aspergillaceae. Bases 1 to 918 code for a protein of 305 amino acids. The transcript has 2 exons.
AUGAUUUUCCGGCAAGAGCCGAUGCUGAGCACUGUCUCGCUCAACUAUGACAGUGAGGCCAGCGACGAGCGACCGUCGCAACCCACGCAUACCAAAAUCCAAGCAAAUUUUCAAAUUGCCCGCCCACCACCCAAAUCCUCUCUCUGGCUCCGGCCCCGACUUCUCCUCCAGAUCCAACAAGUGAUCUCCGAUCAUCGCCCCGUCCCCGUCCUCGAAAUAUGGCAGCCGCUGUUCCGGAAGCCCAAGCUGAGCCACGACUUCCUCCAGCGGCCCAAGCUGCACCGGGGCGAUAUCUACGCGACCAGCGAUGAGUCCUAUCGCGUCCGUCCCGGUUCGCCGCGCAAGGCGCUCGCCAUGUCAGACUCAGAGGCCAGCACGAGCAGCACCGCGUCCCAGGAGGAUCAGCAGAAAGACAUUGUUGCGGUGAUGUGCCAGCUCCCGGGCGAAACGGCGCCCGCCGCGACUCUCCACUUUAGCAAUGCACAGCGCAGCUGGCAAGGCCGCGCGGGCACCGCAGGCGCUGACAACAUCCCGUGCUACCGGUUUACAAUCCACGACAAGAGCGGCAGCGACGACGAUCCGGGGCGGAUGGUCCUGCAGUGGGAAAAGCGCAAUACGGCAAAAGAGGACCUGCGGUCCCGGUCGGCGCAUGCAGAGCAGUUCGCGCUCUUCCUGAUCGAUCGGCAGAAGAAGCGGAAGAGCCGCAUAGCAACCAUGGAUCCCGGUGGACUCGAGAUCCUCAUCCGGAAGACGGACAUUAUAGAGAAUCUCCAAGUGUGCCUGGAUUUAACAAGCCCGGUGUCGUCGUCUGCUGCGGGCAGCGGCCUCGAUGCCCAUGAGAACUUAUUAACCUGGCUCUAUACCCAUGUUCUGACAUUAGGUGUUUGGGUGGCCCAGCAAGAAGGGUGGUUCAGCUAG